CGGAGACGGCGACGCGGAGCACAGGGCGCAGGGGUUGAGCCAGCUCCCGGCGGGCAUCGUGCGGGCAUCCACGGUGACCAUGACUACUGAAGUCGGUUCCGAGUCUGAAGUGAACAAGCAGGCCGAGCAAAUAGGAGCAGACGCUGCCCAGGAGAAACCUGAUGAAGAAGCACCAGAAAGUCAACAGAAUGCAUCCUCAGAACCCGAGGAAGAAAAAAGUCCAGCGUCCCCCACUGCCGCCGUUAGCAAAAGCAGCCCCCGGAGUCAGAAGAAGGAGAAGGAUCCCUCAGAGAGUCGGGGCAUCUCUCGCUUCAUACCCCCGUGGCUUAAGAAACAGAAAUCGUAUAACCUAGUGGAGGCCAAAGAUGGAGUCGAAAGGAAGGAGCCCACAGAGGCUGUUGUGGAAGAGCCCGUAGUCGAAAAAGAUGAAUCCCUUCCAGAAGAAGGGAGCGUGGCCAGGGGUGACACAGAGGAAAUCCUCGAGAGAAAACGGCAGGAGGUUAGAGUUGAUGAUAAGGACGAGAAGCAUUCAGUCAGUAGUGCUGAGACACAGCCUGCCAAGGAAGAUAGUAAAGAGAUAGAAGUGGCAAAGGUGGAAGGAAUCCGGGAAGACAAACAAGAAGGAGAAGCAGCUAAAAGGGAGACUAAGGAAGUUCAGACUACUGAGCUCAAGGUAGAGAAGGUAGCCCAGAAGGCUGCCAAGAAGAUAAAAACGGUGCCGUGUAAAGUGACGCUCCUUGAUGGCAUGGAAUACAGCUGUGACCUAGAGAAACGGGCCACAGGUCAAGUACUAUUUGACAAAGUAUGUGAACAACUCAAUUUACUGGAGAAGGACUAUUUUGGGCUUUUAUUUCAAGAAAACAAUGAUCAGAAGAGCUGGCUGGAUCCUUCAAAGGAGAUCAAGAAACAAGUUCGAAAUCUUCCAUGGAUAUUCACAUUUAAUGUGAAAUUUUAUCCUCCUGAUCCUUCACAACUGACUGAAGACAUCACCAGAUAUUUCCUGUGCCUCCAACUUCGACAGGAUAUUGCUUCUGGCCGCCUACCCUGUUCUUUUGUGACUCAUGCUCUCCUUGGUUCAUAUACACUGCAAGCUGAGCUUGGUGACUAUGACCCAGAGGAACACAGCAGUGAUUACAUCAGUGAAUUUCAGUUUGCACCCAAUCAAACUAAGGAGAUGGAAGAGAAAGUAAUAGAGCUGCACAAAACUCACAGGGGCUUAUCUCCAGCACAAGCUGAUUCUCAGUUCUUAGAAAAUGCAAAGAGACUUUCCAUGUAUGGUGUAGAUCUACAUCAUGCCAAGGAUUCAGAAGGCGUGGACAUCAAGCUGGGUGUAUGUGCUAAUGGACUCCUUAUUUAUAAGGACAGACUCAGAAUUAAUCGAUUUGCCUGGCCUAAAAUCCUGAAAAUCUCCUACAAGCGCAGUAACUUCUACAUUAAAGUCAGGCCAGCAGAGCUGGAACAGUUUGAGAGCACCAUUGGGUUCAAACUGCCAAACCACCGGGCUGCUAAAAGGUUAUGGAAAGUGUGUGUGGAGCAUCAUACUUUCUACAGGCUUGUGUCACCAGAACAGCCACCGAAGGCUAAGUUCCUCACUUUGGGGUCUAAGUUCCGAUAUAGUGGCCGUACUCAAGCACAGACCCGACAGGCAAGCACCCUCAUAGACAGACCAGCUCCAUAUUUUGAGCGUACCUCCAGCAAACGGGUCUCAAGAAGUCUUGAUGGAGCACCUAUUGGUGUCAUGGACCAAAAGGAUUUCUCUGGCCCUGCUGGUGAUGUUUCUGUUUAUGGCCCUGGAGUUGCUGGCCAAGGCGUGUUUCAAGAUGGAGAUGGCAAAAGGGAGGUCAGAAGCCCAACCAAAACUCCACAGUUACAGUUUACUACUGAAGGAAAGGCGGGUCCUGAAGAAGAGGAAGCACAGCUGGAGGACCUGGAUAAGACCCAGGACGACAUACUGAAACAUCAGGCUAGCAUUAGUGAACUCAAGCGCCAUUUUAUGGAAUCCACACCUGAACCACGCCCCAAUGAGUGGGAAAAGCGGCGUAUCACACCUUUGUCCCAACAGACACAAGGGAGAAAAGAUCACCUUUUCAAAAUGGAUAUUUUGCCUGUGAAGGAGAAGCAGCAGAUCCCAGCAGCCCCGAUUGUUGAAGAAAAAGCUCAGGAGACAGACAAGAGCCUAGAAGAGGAGAUAACAUCAAUUUUAUUUAGUAAAGAGGGCUUUUCUGCUAGCAUGAAAGCCACCUUCACAUCAACCAGCAUUCGGACAGCAGAGGGCUCUGUUGUGAAUUAUAGUGUACCUUCUGAAAUGCUUUCUUCCUCGCCCUUCUCACAGUUGCCUGAGAAACGUGCUCCCACAUCAGAAGGGCCUUGUUCUGGAGCCAACGAUGCUGUUAAGAGUUCACAUGAGACUCUGAAUGUAGUGGAGGUGAAGAAGCAGGCAGAGGUUGGGAAAGAAGAGAGAGUAAUCACAGAAGGCGUGAACGGUAGAGACAGAGUACCACCCGGGAGUGAUCCUGGGGAGACUUGUAAGGUGGAGCCCUUGACACACAAAGAUUCCCCCUCCCUGUCUUCAGAGAACAGCAGCAGCAGCAGCAGUGAAAGUGAGGAAGAAGAUGUGGGAGAGUACCGACCCCACCACCGGGUGACUGAGGGUACCAUCCGGGAAGAGCAGGAGGAAAACGAAGAAGACGUAGAGGAGGAGAAAGAAGAGCGAGCGUCAAAGGUAGUACAGUGUGUGGAAGCAGUGCCAGAAGCCAGCUCAGUAAAGCAAAUCACAGUAGAAACCGUGGUCCAGGAAAAUGUAAUUUCCCAAAAGGUCACUGGGGAGAAGAGUUUAAAAGAAGGAUAUGAACAAGACAUGAGAGAAGAAACUGAGGAAGAACAUCACAAAGUAAACGGAGAGGUGCCUCAUGUUGACAUUGAUGUUUUGCCAGAAAUAAUUUGUUGUUCAGAGCCACCAGUGGUAAAAACAGAGAUGGUAACUAUUUCUGAUGCUUCACAAAGAACAGAGAUCUCCACCAAGGAAGUCCCAAUUGUCCAAACAGAGACCAAAACCAUCACUUAUGAAUCUCCACAGAUUGAUGGCGGUGCUGGUGGUGAUGCUGGCACAUUAUUGACAGCACAAACCAUCACUUCUGAAUCCGUGUCUACAACUACAACCACACAUAUCACCAAGACAGUGAAAGGCGGAGUGUCUGAAACAAGAAUUGAGAAACGAAUUGUCAUCACAGGAGAUGCCGAUAUUGAUCAUGACCAGGCAUUGGCACAGGCAAUUAAGGAAGCCAAAGAGCAGCACCCUGACAUGUCAGUCACAAGAGUGGUGGUGCAUAAAGAAACGGGAGUCGCAGAAGAAGAAGAAGAAGAAUAAAGUAAGAAAUGCUCUUUUCAAAUUACAUUCAACUCUGUGAACAUGAAGAAUUCUGACCAAUCCUAGUCUUGAUGCCACACCACUACUCCAAUGAAUUUAUACCACAAGCGGUAACAAUGACCAGGCACCUGAAGAAUAAAAUGCCAACACCAAACCUUACCUUAACAUCUCUGGUCUAUACUGUUUCCUGACAUCUUAAUUGUUAUUCAUCUUUUUUUAUUUUGUAUAACCACUUCCUAAUAUUCUUAGUUUUUAUUUUAUUUUUAUUUUUCAAAGUUUAGGAUUUGUCUUUGACUUUGUGUACAACUACCUGCUAAUUAUGCCUGCUUUCUGAUCAAAUGAUAGUGAACAAAGCCAGCCUCAGCUAUCAGGUGCUGUUCACUUGAACAGGUGCUGUUGUACAAAAAAAAAAAAAAAAAAAAAAGGAAAAUCUUUGACUAAUUUAGAUAGGGGAUUUCCCCCCCUUGACUCUUGUCAUUUGAAAUCUUACUGGAAUAAUUUACAGAUUUUUUCAGAUUGAGGUCAACAUACUGCCUAAGAUAAUAUUACAGAGUAGGGUUGUCUUUUUUUUUAAGUUUCCAACAUUUUGAAAAAUUUUGGUCAUGUUUGAGAAUUUCACUUGAGAUAUAUUUUCUAUUGAGCCCUCUUAACUCUUUCAUUCCAAAUGCUCUUUACUUUCAUUGGAAAGUAAGAGGCAGAUUCUCCAGACUAGAGAGAGUUAUGAAGGAGGCCCAUUAGCAUUGUUCUUAGAGACGUUGUAUUCCAGUGCAGGUAAUAAUGCUCAGCUGGUUCUCAGACAUGCAGUCUCCUAAAGCAUUCCAGAAGAAGGAGGGAAGGAAAGAGAGACAUUUCUUCCCUCCUGUUAAAAGAUAUAGGCAGCUUAAAACCUUAGUGCUUUUCUCUUAACAAGUCCAAAUUUCAAAAUUUUCCAUUAUUUGCACCCUUGUGUAGAAUGCUUGCUUUUUAUUAAACCUCAUUGUCUACGUGUUCAAAAAAAAAAAACUGACCCUUUUUUGUUGCUGAGAAGGUAGAUCUGUUUCAGAUAGUAUGUCUGAUGAUUUAUGCAGGUUUUAAAGGAUGCUGAGGGAAAGGGAUGGGUGCUGGAGUGGUUUUGUGGUGGUAAAAAGAAAGCUACACCAUUCGAAGCUGUCACCAGAGACAACAGAAAGGGGACUUGAGAUUAACUGUGUUGAAAUUUCCUUUUGUUGUUAUUUUGUUCCAUUUUGAUUUUGGCUGUUGACUCUGUCUAUAGUUACAAUGCCAGAUUAGAUUUAUAGCAGCUUGAAAUUGUAUUAAGUGAUAUUUUGCUCUCUGUAAUACUGUUAUAAAAUAAAAUUUGUUUAUUCUCUAAA
Molecule: messenger RNA, 4719 nt
Organism: Vombatus ursinus (common wombat)
Lineage: Eukaryota; Metazoa; Chordata; Mammalia; Diprotodontia; Vombatidae
Gene: EPB41L2
Product: erythrocyte membrane protein band 4.1 like 2
Exons: 23
Coding region: 80-3367 (1095 amino acids)
Biological process (GO): cortical actin cytoskeleton organization
Cellular component (GO): cytoskeleton; plasma membrane
Molecular function (GO): structural molecule activity; actin binding
Source: RefSeq, a predicted model, not a curated record